This is a messenger RNA of Penicillium antarcticum, 933 nucleotides long. RefSeq lists its product as uncharacterized. The coding region runs from base 1 to 933 and encodes 310 amino acids. Lineage: Eukaryota; Fungi; Ascomycota; Eurotiomycetes; Eurotiales; Aspergillaceae. The transcript is spliced from 4 exons. The record is from RefSeq and is a predicted model, not a curated record.
AUGAAGGCCACUUUCGUUGUUUCCGCCAUGCUUGCCAGCCUUGCCAUGGCUUCUCCCGCCCAGCCCCAGCCUGCCCCUGCUUGCAAGGUCGACAACGACUGCAAGCCCAACGAGCAGUGCAGCAACGUUGGCCAGUGCAUUCCCAACAAGGCCACUCGCGAUGCUCCUCUAGCUAAGGUUGGUCAGGCCUGCCACUCCACUGGCGACUGUGUCAAGGGACUGGUCUGCGACCAGGACAAGAACACCUGCGAUGCCCCCAACACUCACAACAAGCGUGGUGACACUCUCUCCCAGAUGGGUCAGGACUGCAAGACCACCAAGGACUGUGUGAAGGGUUUCGUCUGUGACGAGGUCAAGCAGACUUGUGACGCUCCUAACAACAAGCGUGAUGGCCUCGCCCCUCAGCCCCAGCAGUGCAAGUCUACUGGUGACUGCGCCAAGGACCAGGUCUGUGAUCAAGACAAGAAUGUCUGUGUUGCUCCCAACAACAAGCGUGAUGGUCCCGCUCCUCAGUCCCAGCAGUGCAAGUCCACCGGUGACUGCGCCAAGGACCAGGUUUGCGACGAGCACAAAAACGUCUGUGUUGCUCCCAACAACAAGCGUGAUGGCCCCGCUCCUCAGCCCCAGCAGUGCAAGUCUACUGGUGACUGCGCCAAGGACCAGGUCUGUGAUCAAGACAAGAAUGUCUGUGUUGCUCCCAACAACAAGCGUGAUGGUCCCGCUCCUCAGUCCCAGCAGUGCAAGUCCACUGGUGACUGCGCCAAGGACCAGGUUUGCGACGAGAACAAGAAUGUCUGUGUUGCUCCCAACAACAAGCGUUCCGAGGGUGACGACAAGUGCCAGACUGACGACGACUGCUCCAAGCAGGACACUUGCCAGAUUAUCAACGGCAACAAGGUCUGCGCUGCUCCCCAGCCUAACCCCUCCAACUAA